Molecule: messenger RNA, 2192 nt
Organism: Zophobas morio
Lineage: Eukaryota; Metazoa; Arthropoda; Insecta; Coleoptera; Tenebrionidae
Product: annexin B9-like
Exons: 7
Coding region: 147-1712 (521 amino acids)
Cellular component (GO): cytoplasm
Molecular function (GO): calcium-dependent phospholipid binding; calcium ion binding
Source: RefSeq, a predicted model, not a curated record
CUGCAAUCUAUUUUUGAUAAAUGUAUAUAUAAACUGAGUAGUGCGAGGGUUUUUCUAAAAAUUGUUUUGUGUUCAUUUUACACGAAGUUACAGUUUUCAUAAAUAUUAUGACAACCUUGAAGUCUUCCACCAAAUAAGCGAACAAAAUGGACCACACAUUAUUUCCCUGUUGUCAGGAUUCGCCAACCCACCACCCUUCUUCAAACUGGGUGGUGCCAAAUGCUCCAACCCUCAUUCACACAACCCCACUUCCGGCGACACUGGGGUUUAAACCACCUAGCCCAGGUUUUAAUGUUGGACCUCUGCCGCAACCUUAUUCGGGUACCCCAACACGUGCUCCAUACUUAGGAUUCGACGUCCCGGAACAGAAUCAGUUUUACGCCAAUAAUGACACAAAACCGAAACGUCGCUUACCAUCUUGUCCCUCACCAGGAUACCCCAACCACCCAAUUUUUUGUCCCAGCAGUCCAAGAAGAGCGUCUUUACAAUCACUACCACUUCGUUCCAAACAAGAACAAAACCAAACUUCACACCGCAAAGAUUCAGGAAACCAAAAUUCGUCAAUUACUGUGGCAAAGCCACAACGUCGCUCGUCAUCUUCUAACAUUUGUCCCUCACCAAUAUACCCCAAACUUCCAAUUUCUUGUCCCGGUAGUCCGGGAAGAACCUCUUUACAAUCACUGCCACUUCUUUCCAAAGACGAACACAAUCAAACUUCAGACCUCAAAGACAUAGGAAACCCGAAUCCGACAAUUACUGUGCCAAAGCAAUCUCCCACUGUUAUUGCAGCAGACCAUUUUAAUCCACGCCGAGAUGCCGAAGUGCUCAAAAAAGCAAUGAAAGGUUUCGGUGCUCACGAAAACACCAUCAUCAAGUUACUAACAAAACGCUCAAACGCUCAGCGCGUAGAAAUCGCGCUUAAAUAUAAAACCCUCUACGGCAAAAACUUAACCAAAGAAUUGAAAAGUGAACUCAGUGGUAGUCUUGAGAAAACCGUCGUGGCUUUAAUGACACCACUACGACAGUACUACGCCAAGGAGCUCCACAACGCUAUUGUUGGGCUAGGAACUGACGAAGCAGUAUUGAUAGAAGUCUUGUGUACUUUACCCAAUACCGAAAUUCGUGCUAUUAGCACAAUCUAUCACAAAAUUUACAAUAAAAACCUUGAAAGUGACAUCAAAGGCGACACUAGUGGAGACUUUCGUCGCUUCAUGGUGUCCUUAUGCAGCGCAGGCCGCGACGAAAGCAUGGUGACCAAUUCCGCGAGCGCUGCUGAAGAUGCCCAAGCUCUUUACAACGCAAAAGAGAAACGUUGGGGUACAGACGGAUCCAUUUUUAAUAUGAUUCUUUGUGAACGCAAUCAUGCACAACUUCGGUUGAUAUUCCAAGAGUAUCGACGCCUCACUGGACACGACAUUGAAAACACGAUUAAUAGUGAAUUUUCGGGCGACAUUCAAGAAGGUUUCUUGGCUGUUAUACGAUCGAUUAAGAAUCAGCAGGCUUUUUUUGCUAGACGGUUGUAUAAGAGUAUCAAGGGUUUGGAGGCCUAUGACAGAGAUUUGAUAAGGUUGGUGGUGACGAGGUGCGAGAGUGAUAUGGGUGAUAUUAAAAGGGAGUUUGCUGCUAAUUACAAGCAGUCUUUGGGGGAUGCAAUAAAGGCUAACACUUCCGGGAACUACAAAAGGUGUCUUCUGGCACUAGUAGGAGAAUAGAGUUUUCACAUUGUUAACUGACAAUAUUUACCAAAUUUUCAAAUCAAUUUCAAUCAUUUAAAACUUAACAUAGUUUUAUAAUAACGUCUACGCAAGUACAUAGACUACUAAGCUAUAUGACAGUGUAUAUCUCAAUUGCUUGUUCGUGUUAAGACACUAAAUUUUUGAAGAAUUUAAAUAUAUAUGUACAAAUUUGUGCCGAUUUAUCAAAAGCACACAACUAACGUCAAAAAAGCACAAUUAAGAACCAAUUCGCUUUUUCGUACUUUAUUAAAUUUUCAACUAUUCUGUAGUUGUUGCGUAAAAUAUUGAAAAAAUUAUGUUAACUUAAUCCAUCCAUUUAAAUCCAGUUCUUCCACAACCUGACUUUUCUAGACAAUAAAACAAUACAUUGACUGACAUAUCCACGCAUGCAUUGCAUUGUAUGUUACAAUCUGUAUUUACUAAAUAAUCUUUAUUAAUAAAAAAAUACGCAAGAUA